AUGGCUCAAAGCAUGCCUCACACGGUCAAAACAUCGCUGAUUUGCCUCUCUGUUCUGUUAUCCUCUCUUGAUGCCUGGACUGGACCCACCAGGGUGGCAUGGCUGAUUGGCUGGGCUCUCAUUCUCGAGUAUACCGUGGGUGGGGCAGCUGUGGCUCGAGGCAUUUCACCGAACCUGGCAACGGCGUUAGGGGGGGCAGGCAGCCUGCCGUUCAUCCUGGCUCGCCUGCCAGUCUCGGGCACAAGUGUGGUCCUCGAUCCAUGCGCUGCCAUCACGGUGGCUCUCGUCACUGCGCUGCUGUCUGCUGGCAUUAAAGAGAGCGCCAAUUUCCAGAUGGGAAUGACAAUAGCGAAUGUGAUAAUACUGCUGUUUGUGGCGGUGGCGGGGGCAUGGAUAGGGUUUACCCAUGGAUGGCCGGGGUACAAGGAGUCUCCAAGGUGGGUAGUUACCUAUCUACCAUUCGGUGUGUCGGGGUUGCUGGGGGGAGCGGCAAUGGCCUUUUUCUCGUACAUUGGAUUUGACACCGUUGCCAGCACAGCAGAAGAGGUGAAGCACCCUCAGCGUGAUUUGCCUUUGGGAAUAGGCCUUUCCCUCACAUGCUGUGGCGCUCUGUACAUGGUGAUAGCGGCGGUGCUGGUGGGGUUGACUCCGUUUGACUGCAUUGACCCGGACACGCCCAUGGCUCAGGCGUUUGACACCUACCAGCUAGACUGGGCCAAGUACCUUGUAACAGGGGGUGCGCUAGCAGCUCUCUCCACUACUCUCCUCGGAUCACUGCUGCCCCAGCCGCGCAUACUAAUGGUCAUGGCGCGCGACGGUCUCCUCCCAGCGUGGUUCGGCCGCAUCGACAAGGCCACGGGCGUGCCUCAGAACGCGACAGCUGUCACCGGGCUAUUGGCCGCCGCCAUGGCGUUUGUGCUGGAUAUUGGGCAGCUCUCGCAUGGGCUAUCGGCCGCCGCCAUGGCGUUUGUGCUGGACAUCGAACAGCUGUCGGGCAUGGUGGGUUUGGGAGAGGGGGAGGAUGGGAUACGACUUGCCUCUCGAGCCAUUGUUGCCGUCUCCCUGGGUGCCCCCCUCCUUGCCGCUGCUGCUGCUGUGGCUUCAUCGUCUGCUGACCUCUCCAUCACAGAUAACUGGCUACCUCUCUUACUAUUCUCUCUGGGCGGCCCACUGUUUCUCGGAGGGGCGGCAACGCUUGGAUGUAUCAAUGAGGACGACGGAAGGCACCAGUUCGGAUCAGCAGGAGGUUUCCACUGCCCCUGGGUGCCGUGGCUUCCCCUCGCCAGCAUUCUUGUCAACGUGUAUCUCAUGGCGAAUCUGGGCGCCACCACGUGGCUCUACUCCUCCUCGUGGCUCGCCAUAGGAGCACUCGUGUACCUCGCCUACGGAAUCUGUCAUAGUGCUCUGGGUGCCACCACGUGGCUCUACUCCUCCUCCUGGCUCGCUAUAGGAGCACUCGUUUACCUCGCAUACGGAAUCCGCCACAGUGCUUUGGGCCAAGCCCACGCGCCUGGUCCGCGCGUUCUGGAUGCCUCAAAGCGCACGGCUAGCUGGUGGAACCUGGGCACGCCGUUUGAGGAGUGGGUGGUGCAGCAGACGCACAGGCAGGCAGGCAGGCAGAGAGACACUGGUGUAAGGUAG
Molecule: messenger RNA, 1641 nt
Organism: Closterium sp. Yama58-4
Lineage: Eukaryota; Viridiplantae; Streptophyta; Zygnematophyceae; Desmidiales; Closteriaceae
Source: the annotation of a GenBank genome assembly